Mercenaria mercenaria is the source of this 532-nucleotide messenger RNA. Its product is annotated as insoluble matrix shell protein 2-like. The coding region runs from base 141 to 491 and encodes 116 amino acids. The transcript is spliced from 3 exons. The record is from RefSeq and is a predicted model, not a curated record. NCBI's taxonomy places the organism in Eukaryota, Metazoa, Mollusca, Bivalvia, Venerida, Veneridae.
UUCGAAUUAUUACACUCACGUAUCAAACUAGACAGAACUGCUAAUAUGAGAGUACAAUAAGGCAAAGUUUUAACAGUAUUCAACUUGAUUUCAAAUAGUUGACGAUUACCUUUGUCUUUGGGGCUAUAUCCAGGUGCUCCAUGAUGCGACCAAUUAUUGUAUACGCGUUUAUUGUUUGCGUUUUGAUGGACAACUCAACAUGUGCUCCAGGUGGUUGGAAAGUGAUUCCUCUUGGUUCACCCAAAAGUUUGGACUCGAUUUAUGCAGCCGCACGAUACAUCGGUGGACAUUUCCCUGCACCAGCAUUAGCUCAACGAUGGUUCGAGCUCCAGCCUAAUUUUGAUAUAUACAAAGUGGAUUUUAUAGCUGGAUUCAGGGAUGGCAUUACACGUAAAUGUCAAACUGAUGUUCUCUGGACCUUCGAACCAUUGAAGAAAACCACGUUCAAUAUAAGAUGUAACCCUCCUUGGAGUAGCAAACUCUUGCCAUAGGUUUUAUGUAACGAGGAUAAUAAAUAAAAAUAGUGCCCGAA